This is a messenger RNA of Telopea speciosissima, 1727 nucleotides long. Its product is annotated as sodium/hydrogen exchanger 4-like. The transcript has 14 exons. NCBI's taxonomy places the organism in Eukaryota, Viridiplantae, Streptophyta, Magnoliopsida, Proteales, Proteaceae. Gene Ontology annotation, molecular function: sodium:proton antiporter activity. Gene Ontology annotation, cellular component: membrane. The record is from RefSeq and is a predicted model, not a curated record. The coding region runs from base 150 to 1694 and encodes 514 amino acids. Gene Ontology annotation, biological process: sodium ion transport; proton transmembrane transport; regulation of pH.
CUUCACUUGUCUCUCUUUGUGUUGGUCUUCCGGAGCGGGGGAGGAUUUCGUUUCAGCUUCCAGCCUCUGCCUUUGUUCCUUCUUCUUUUUAUUUCAUCCCUCUGUUUUGGGUUUGUUGGGUUAUACUGAAAUAGUUGUAAUUCAAGACAAUGUGGUCGGGUGGUCUCACUCAAAACCUCGCCGACAAUCAUGUCAACGUCGUCUCCAUGUCGGUUUUCGUCGCUGUGCUCUGUCUCUGCAUUGUCAUCGGCCACUUGCUCGAGGAAAAUCGAUGGGUCAACGAGUCCAUCACUGCUAUUUUAAUUGGAUGCCUUACUGGAACCAUAAUCUUGCUUUGGAGCAAGGGUACAAAUUCUCACAUCGUAAGAUUUAAUGAAGAAUUAUUCUUUAUAUAUCUUCUUCCACCCAUAAUCUUCAAUGCUGGAUUUCUGGUUAAGAAGAAGCAGUUCUUCCGUAACUUUAUAACUAUCAUGCUAUUUGGAGUGGUCGGUGUUUUUAUUUCUUCAGCCAUCAUAGCAGCUGGCAGCCAGUGGCUGUUUCCAAAAUUCGGCUUUUCUGGGCUGGUUGUGCAGGAGUAUCUUGGAAUUGGAACAAUAUUCUCAUCAACUGAUACUGUCUGUACGCUACAGGUCUUGAAUCAAGAUGAGACUCCUCUACUCUAUAGCAUAGUUUUUGGGGAAGGAGUGGUGAAUGAUGCAACAUCAGUUGUUCUCUUCAAUGCAGUCCGGGAACUAGAUAUUUCUAAACUUGAUGUUUGGGCAGCGGUUUAUGUAUUUGGAGACUUCCUCUACCUAUUUUUAGCAAGCACUGUUCUUGGAGUUGCUACUGGCCUAUUGACUGCAUAUGCUUUUAAAUCCUUAUACUUUGGUAGGCAUUCAACUGAUCGUGAAAUCGCUCUAAUGGUUCUAAUGGCAUAUCUGUCCUACAUGCUCGCUGAGCUGCUACAGCUUAGUGGGAUUCUUACGGUCUUCUUCUGUGGGAUUGUGAUGUCACAUUAUGCAUGGUAUAAUGUAACUGAAAAUUCAAGAAUCACAACCAGGCACAUAUUUGCAACAAUGUCGUUCAUUGCAGAAACUUUCAUCUUUCUUUAUGUGGGAAUGGAUUCUAUUGACAUCGAAAAAUGGAAAAUGAGCAAGACAAGCUUCAAGACAUCAGUGGGAAUAUGUUGUACCCUAAUCUUUCUGAUAUUGCUUGGACGUGCUGCAUUUGUGUUUCCUCUGUCUGCUUUAUCUAACUAUAUGAAUAGAAGGGCUGAGAGAACACCAAUUACAUUCAAACAUCAGAUUGUAAUUUGGUGGGCUGGUCUUAUGAGAGGUGCUGUCUCUAUUGCUCUGGCUUUCAGUCAGUUCACAUUCUCAGGCAUUACAUGGAAUCCAGUUCAUGCUACAAUGGUUACCAGCACUGUCAUUGUUGUACUCUUCACUACACUGGUGUUUGGAUUCCUGACAAAGCCACUUAUAAAUGUACUACUUCCUCAUCAUGCAAUGGAAAACAACCACCAUCAAGAUCCAGAUUCCCACAAUGACGAGCUCAAGGUUCCUUUGCGCAACUUUGAAGAAUCUUCCUCGACCAACUUUUCACGUGCAGAGAGCUUAUCUAUGUUAAUAGAAAGGCCUGUAUACACCAUACACUUCUAUUGGCGGAAGUUCGACAAUGCCUACAUGAGACCAAUAUUUGGUGGGCCAUGCCGAUGAUACAAGACAGGUGUUGGUAAGCCAUUUUCACUU